Messenger RNA from Meriones unguiculatus (Mongolian gerbil), 2988 nucleotides. Its product is annotated as MLV-related proviral Env polyprotein-like. Bases 1171 to 2085 code for a protein of 304 amino acids. The record is from RefSeq and is a predicted model, not a curated record. NCBI's taxonomy places the organism in Eukaryota, Metazoa, Chordata, Mammalia, Rodentia, Muridae. The transcript has 2 exons.
GGGCGGCAGUGGUGUCAUUGAGACUAUGUGGACAGAGCCCCUCCCUCCUGGCACUUCGCCUCAGAGAACCAAGCUGAUAGCAUUGGCAGAGGCAUUGACUCUGGGAAGAGAUUUAAACCUUAAUGUGUAUGUAUACAGAUAGCUGGUAUGCAUGGCACCAUCUACCGGGAACGAGGCCUAUUGACAGCUGAAGGGAAAACUAUUAAAACAAAGAAGAGAUAUUAGCAUUAUUAAAAGCCCUCUGGUUCCCCCAAAGAUUGGCAAUCAUACACUGUCCAGGACAUCAGAGGGGAGAGACUCAAUCUCCAGAGUUAACUGAGCCAACCAAAUGGCAAAGGCAGUUGUGUUAGAGACGGAGCCCAUUCUUGCUCUGGUCGAUCCUGGGAGACCCGGUCCUCCCUAAGGAACCAGUCUUUCUCCAGAGGACAUUAAAUGGACCAGAGGAUUGCCCAUGUCUCAGUACUUAGAUGGAUGGUGGAGAUCAACUGAAGGAAACCUGAUAAUCCCUGAAAAGCUGCAAGAGAAGAUAUUAAGAAAAAUCCAUCACUCCUCCUAUAUGGGUAUCUGGAGGAUGCAAGAUUUGAUUUGACAAUCAGGAGUUAUUAUUAUAAAUGCUAAUUCUAAGAUUGAGAACAUUAUUUCCAACUGCAAGGCAUGCAAAUUGACAAAAGCUGUGCCUAAUGGUAAAAAUGCAGGUGCCUGAGUGAGAGGUUAGAGACCAGAAGCCUACUGGGAAGUAGACUGCACAGAAGUGAAGCCUGGGAAAUAUGGUUACAAGUAUUUGCUAGUUUCUGUAGACGCCUUCUCAGGAUGGAUUGAAACCUUCCUGACAGAGCACCAAAUGACACGAGUUGUAGCCAAGAAGUUACUAGAAGACAUCCUUCCAAGGUAUGGUUUUCCUCAGAAGAUAGGGUCAGAUAACGGACCAGCUUUUGUGUCCAAGGUCCUCCACCGGAGCCUCAUCGCUAUAGACCGGGAGAUUGGGUCUACGUCAGGAGAUACCGUCAGGGGUCGUGGGAAACACACUGAAGGGGCCAUACGUACAUGGUGCUGCUGACAACAACCGACCGACUUGAAGAUUGGCAGCAUUGCCACCUGGACCCACUACACCCACGCCAGACCAGCCGGCCCUUUUGAGACCAAGAAGAACUCUACCAACUGUUGGACGACAUGGAAGGCAUCAAAGGACCCCAAGCACCCACUCAAGCUCAGACUCACCUGAUCCUGAGACUGCUCAUUGUAUGUACUCUGCUUCCCUUAAUAACCGCUUCUGCUCCUGCACACCAGCCCCUCAACCUCACCUGGAAAAUAAUAGCUACCGCCACUGGGGAAGUCGUUAACGCAACCUCCAGACUAGCCCCCAGAAAUACCUGGUGGCCACAACUGGAGUUUGAUCUUUGUGACCUGGCGCAUGCGUCAGGCACCUGGGACCAUGACAGCCCUGAAGAAGGAUAUGGCUGUAAAUACCCUGGGUACCGGGCUAGCCUCCGGAACCGUCAUUUCUAUGUCUGUCCUGGCCACGAUAAGACCGACUCGUGGAUAGAUAAGUGUGGGGGACCCGAACAAUACUUUUGUGCCAGCUGGGGAUGCGAGAGCACAGGACACAUUUGGUGGGAGGCCAAUCGGAAGGACCUAAUCACAGUGCACAGGGGAGGCAACUAUGGGCCCUACACCAGUAAUAACGUCAGCUAUGCCGCUCGCUUCCCGGGGUCAGGAACAGUCUGGAUAAAGGGAAAAAACAAGGGAACAGGUGGCCCCUGUCAUAUGCCUCCAGCUAUGGGAGGAACACCUGGAGGCAGAUGUAAUCAAAUAUCCCUCACCUUUACUGAAUCUGGGAAACAAGCCAGGUGGGAAUCAGGGAAAACGUGGGGGUUAAGGAUACACAGACCCGGUCCCACCUAUGAUCCAGGGUUACUUUUUACCAUCCAACUUACCGUAAAUAACAUCAAAGGACCAAAUCAACAGGCAGUAGGCCCCAGUCCAGUUUUGAGGCUUAAAACCCAACGCCCUGGACCCCCUCAUCCCCCUACCACAAGCCCCAGGGUCUCCACUAGCUCAACAAGUUUGACAACUCCAGAUCUAUGACGGGCAAGACUACAGGCACCCACAAUGCCAACAGGCCCUUACUUUGACAAUGAGCUGAUCUGGACCCUUAUGGAACAAACCUAUCAGAGGGGAGAAUAAGAGACCAAAAGAAUUAAGAAUUAGGUUUUUGGGUUACUGGAUUAAAGUUAAAAGCAGAAGCUUGAAGAAAGACCAGGCAUGUUGAGACAUGUCUGGCCAGCUGCAGGUGGGAGCCAGCCUUGCUACAUUCCUUACUAGCCACUAGAGAUACUGUUGCCAGGAAAUUGGCCCAGAUGGCCCCCAUCUCAUUACAAAAGUCAGUAGCCUUGUUCCUGGAAAUACCGCUGAAUGUGCUAAUUACCCCUUUCCCUAGCAACAGCCAGUCAGCACAGGACAGGACAUUGGACAGAAACCCGAGACCAGAUGUUCCCACACACACACACCAAGAGACAACAGAGAAAGCCAGAAUUGUUUAUGGUUUUGGCACCUUCCCACAGCCAAUCAUUUUAAAAUACAACAUCCCUUUUUAUGUUUCAACCAAUAGAAUUCCCCUGCUUUGGGCACGUUGGGGGUAGGGGGGUGGAGGGGCGGGAAAUUGAACUGAUAAAUCAUCCUCAAUCCUGAGAGCUCGGGGUUCUCAGUUGUAUACUGGUGCCUUGAUGUCUGUGAGAGUCCCAGCUCAAGCUGUGAAUAAAGAUCCUUGUGUGUUUUGGAACGGACUCGAUUCCUGAUGGUCUUUUGGAGGUUCUUGCAAAUCGGGCACAACAUAUGAGUGUUUUGUCUGCUUGUAUGUGUGCGUGCCUGGUGCCCACUGAGGUAAGAUGAGAGCAUUAGAUUCCCUAGGACUGGAGUUAUAGAACUUUGUUAGCUGCCACAUGGGCUCUAGAACCUAGACCUGCUCUUGCAGGUCCUCUGCAAGAGCAG